Rosa rugosa (rugosa rose) is the source of this 993-nucleotide messenger RNA. RefSeq names its product LEAF RUST 10 DISEASE-RESISTANCE LOCUS RECEPTOR-LIKE PROTEIN KINASE-like 2.7. Bases 256 to 993 code for a protein of 245 amino acids. The record is from RefSeq and is a predicted model, not a curated record. Lineage: Eukaryota; Viridiplantae; Streptophyta; Magnoliopsida; Rosales; Rosaceae. The transcript has 2 exons. Gene Ontology annotation, molecular function: polysaccharide binding.
UCUCUCUCUAGAUUUUUCUCAGUAGCCGAAACCCCAAAGCCUGACGCCGAGACCAAGUCACCAAACCCAGAAAAGGAGAAUGGGGUCCAAGACGGAACGCCGAAGUUGCAGGCGGUGGCUCAGAGGCGGCGGCUGGCCUUUUAUCCUAAGGUAGAUCCUUUCGAUCUCAAUGACUAUAGAUAUGAGGGCCCUAGACUUCUGGGGUUACCUCCUCCUCAGUCCUCUUUGAUUCCUCUGCUUUUGAUCACUUCCUUUAUGUCGAUCAAUUUUCAAUCAAGGGUGUGCGCCGAUGAUACAGUGGAAUAUGGCAACUGUAGCCAACCUAUUACCUGCGGGAGCGUCAAAAGCAACAUCUCUUACCCCUUUUGGGGAGCGAACCGACCUGAAUACUGUGGCAAAUCUGGGUUUGAGGUCACAUGCGAAGCCAACGUCCCAAUGAUCACCAUGAGGAAUAUCAAGUUCAGAAUUCUUGACAUGAGCAAUAGUAGUACUACUACAACAACUCCUACUGUAAAAGUUGCUAGGCAGGAUUACUGGGAAACUAUCUGUCCCCUGACAUAUGUUCCCACAAACCUCGACACCUCUCUUUUCGAUUACUCUUCUGGGCUUCUGAGCGUGUCUUUUUGGUACGGAUGCAAUUCAAACGUAACAGUCACAGGUAAUUCGUAUCGCUGCAACAGUAGCGUUACCGCUUCCUAUCUCACACAGACGAGAGCUAGUGGUAUCCUGGUUGAUCCAGUUACUACGGGAGCCUGUCAAUAUAAGGUUUUGGUUCCGGUAUUUGAAUCCGCUUCUGUGGCUCUGGACAACAAUGCUACAGAUAUUGAGAUUGCGAUAGAUGGUGGUUUUGAAUUGGAUGUGCUAAAUGCUGAUACUGAACUCUGCAACGAGUGCUUGAAAUCUGGGGGAGUUUGUGGCACUAUUGCCAAAGAAUUCAAGUGCUUUUGCCAGACUACUUCAUCUUCGACAGCCACAUGUACUGAAAGCUCUUAA